Molecule: messenger RNA, 333 nt
Organism: Sclerotinia sclerotiorum 1980 UF-70
Lineage: Eukaryota; Fungi; Ascomycota; Leotiomycetes; Helotiales; Sclerotiniaceae
Exons: 2
Coding region: 1-333 (110 amino acids)
Source: RefSeq, a predicted model, not a curated record
AUGAGUUCAAAAAGUCGUACUGCUGGCCAUGGAAGAGUCGAAAGUGAUGGUGAAAUCAGCAAAAUCAUUGAUAUGUACGGGAGAGAUUCUGGUCAUACUUCUCGAAACACAGGGUCUAGUGAUAAGAUCGAUCCCAAGUCAUCUAGAAGACGUAAUGCGCCACCUGUGUCCGCAUCCACUAGUACGGCAUCGGAUGGUGAUAGAACAUCUAGAUCAAAGUCUAAGAAAGCGGAAUUGUCAAUGCAGUCUAAAGGACAAGCUCAAGAAUUUGAAGAUAAAUAUUUCCGCCCAAGUAGCUCUGUGAUCAGGUGUGAUGAUACAGAGCUCUCGUGA